AUGUCGUCCACCAGCAACGCCUCCAUUGACAAGUUCAACGGAGACAAUUACGCAACGUGGAGCCGGUACAUGCGCGGUGUGUUUUUGACGAAGUCCUUCUGGCACGUUGUCAACCGUGAAGUGACUCCGACUUUCACCAACCCGCGAGCGUCCGAUGACUACGUCAAGGCAAGCAACGUCGCGUUUGGUAUGAUGCUGCUGCACAUGAACGCGGACUACCAUCAUGUGCUCGACAACUGCGAGGAAGCCUGGGUUGCGUGGACAAGUCUGAAGACGCUGUACGGUGGGUCGCAGAAGGCAGGACGCAUCUACCUCAAGCGGCAACUUUUCAGUAUCAAGAUGGCUGAAGGCGCGAACGUCAUGCAUCACUGCAACGAGGUCCUCAACAUCUCCGCCAAGCUUAGCGGCAUCGGUGCGAAGAUGGAAGACGAAGACGUUGCAAUUUGUCUGCUACUCAGUCUUCCGAAGAGCUACGAAAAUGUGGUGCUCAACAUGGAAAUGAGCAGCACCGAGCUUCGCACUCAAGAUGUGGUGAGAGUCCUGACGAAUGAGCAUGCCAAGCGUCAAGGAGAAAAAGGGACAACGACAGCGACUACGGUGAAGGCUGAAGAUGCAAGCAAGGCAUUCAGCGCCGAGCGUGAGCCCUAUCAAUGCACAUAUUGUGGCAAGGUGGGACACACGGUGGAUCGUUGCUGGACAAAGCAGAAGAACGAAGGUCGGGGAGCCCGACGAGGCGGCAAUGGUCGUGGACGCGGGGCUAACAAUGUCCAGUGGGAACAUCAUGAUGAAGGCAAUGGCUACGAUCGAGUGGCGUUUGCAGUCUCGUUCGAAUGUGGAGUUUCGACGAGCAAGGACGUGUCUGGAAUGUGGGCCGUCGACAGUGGUGCAACGCACCACAUUUGCCACGACAAGACCAAGUUCGCAAGUUUGGCAGAGCGCAAUGAGGGCGAACUCUUGGUGGCUGAUGGCAACAAGGUGGCCAUUAAGGGUGUGGGAACCAUCAUGGAAAAGGUGGUUCUGCCCAACGGUGAAGAGCGUGAGAUCGAAAUCAAGAACGCGCUAUAUGUUCCAAGUAUGAGCAAGAACCUGCUCUCGGUGCCACAGAUUAACAGCCAUGGCAAGUUUCAAGUCGUGUUUGACGGGUCCAAGAUGUAUGUAACUCUCAAGAACUCACAGCAAGUGGUGGCGACAGCGGAUCUCGUGGAUGGACUCUACUGGCUUCGGACGACUCAACGAUCAGCGAAUGUGACAACAAGUGGAACCAGUUGUGCCGAUCUACAUGCGAGAAUGGGUCAUGCUCCAGUCGAUGUACUUCGCAAGAUGAUCGCGACCAACAUGAUCAAGGAUUUGCGAGUCCCUCUCAACAACCGAGACAAGCGCAGCUACGAUACGUUUGAGCUACUUCAUCUGGACAUCUGCGGGCCCAUGGAAAAGGAUUCGCUCGGUGGCAGCAAAUAUUUGCUGCUGAUCAUCGACGAAGCCAGUGGAUGCAUGAAGGGCUUUUGUCUGCGAGUGAAGUCCGAGAGUGAAGAUUACAUCCGGAAAUAUAUCACCAUGGUACAGACGCAAUUCUGUAAGAAGGUCAAGUUCGUGCGACACGACGGAGCUCGCGAGUUUGCAACCAACUCGCUUCAACUGUUCUACGAAGACGAAGGCAUUGAACAGCAGACAACGGUGCCGUAUGCACAUCAAACAAACGGAACAGCAGAGCGUGCCAUUAGGACUAUUGUCACGAUCGGCCGCAGCAUGUUUCAUCAUGCCAAACUGGACAAGUGUUUCUGGGCCGAAGCAGCGAUGACGGCCAUCUACGUCAAGAAUCGACUGCCGUCACCUAAAGUCGUGCACAAGACCCCGUUUGAGAUCGUCUACAACUUGAAACCAAGCGUCAAGCACAUGCGAACAUUCGGGUGUCAGACAUACAUACUGACGCCUAAAGAGAAUCGACUCAAGUGGGAUCCAAAGGCUCGCGCUGGCAUAUUCGUGGGCUACGAAGAAGUUUCGAAGGCAUAUCGUGUUUAUGACAUCGAGGCGGGGCAGGUGGUUAUCAGCCGCGAUGUCAACUUUGACGAGUCCACCUUUGGACUUCAACUGCCGAUCACUGAUAAAGAUGUCGAUGACCUGGACUUCGAAUUGCUGGAUCUUGAUGACGAAGAGCUGCGUCAAAUGGAGUACAAGCAAACAGGCAAGCGCAAGAACCGACUCAAUGAUGAAGAUACAGCAGCUCCACGACCGCGUGCAGUGCGUCAACGACCAGGACUAGAAGAGUCAAGCGCGCCGGAAAACAACUCGUCACGCCAAGAAGAAGACGAAGAAACGAAGGAUUCUGGUGAUUCAACACCGCCUGUGUUUUGGCGUGCGAGUGCAAAUGCCGUUGAAGCAGCAGUGGACUUAUCAGAGCCCUCAACAUUUGAAGCAGCAGUAAGCGGCCCUGACCAAGUGCACUGGAGAAAAGCAAUUCAUGCAGAGCUCGAGUCAAUGCGACUUCGCGGUGUGUUUCGUGCAGCCAAGCUGCCCAACGGACAACGCGCCAUUGGCACAAAAUGGGUGUUCAAGAUCAAGCGCAAGGCGGAUGGGUCGAUCGAUAAGUACAAGGCACGACUUGUGGCCAAGGGUUUCCGCCAAAAGUAUGGCAUCGACUACACGGAGACGUUUUCGUCUGUGGUCAAGUAUGUGACGCUGCGAAUGGUGAUCGCAAUUUCCAAGCAUUUUGGAUGGCCCAUCGACCAGCUUGAUGUGGUGACAGCUUUCCUGUAUGGCGUCAUGAAGGAACAAGUGUUCUGCGCGAUUCCUGAAGGCGUCGAACUUGACAGUACGUUCGACUGCCUGGAAUUGGUGAAGUCAAUUUACGGCCUCAAGCAAGCGUCGCGAGUGUGGAACGAGACGUUCGACGAGUAUUUGUGCUCCAUCGGAUUUCAAGUAUCGGACUUCGACCCAUGUCUCUACAUCAAGACUUCGGACGGCCAUUGCGUGUUUAUACUGGUCUACGUGGACGACAUCUUGGUUACUGGAAGCUCGCUCGAGCUGAUUGCACAAACCAAAAACGACCUGAAGACGCGGUUCGAAAUGACGGACAGCGGCAAGUGUGCGUUUGUUCUUGGGAUCGAGCUUUUGGACGGUGAAGAUGGCAGUGUAACACUAUGUCAGCGUCGGUAUAUCGAUGAUAUCCUCAAGCGCUUUGGCAUGGAUGAUUGCAAGGCAGUCGCAAGUCCAGUCGACAUGAGCUCUCGACUUGUUUCAAGUGAUGCAACUACCAAGGUCGAUGCUCCUUUUCGCGAAGCUGUUGAUGCACCUGGCCACUGCAACGCGUCCGGACAUUGCGUUUGCUUUAAGCGUAUCUUUCGCUACCUACAAGGCACCAAGACGCAUGGAAUUUGCUACAAGCCAAGUGCAAGGAUCGACUUCCGUGGAUAUUCGGAUGCGGAUUGGGCUGGUGAUCUUACCGACCGCAAGUCAACAUCGGGGUACACGUUCAUGCUACUCGGUGCGCCAGUGAGUUGGGGCAGCAAGAAGCAGCCAAGUGUUUCGUUGUCCACGAGUGAAGCCGAAUACAUCGCACUCAGCUUGGCGAUUCAAGAGGGCAAGUGGAUUCAUCGUCUGCUUUGUGAGAUCGUGAUGGCUGCCAAUGAAGAAGGACCGGAACUCAUGAUUCAUGAAGACAAUCAGUCAUGUAUCAAGAUGACGAAGAACCCGGUCAACCACGGCCGUGCCAAGCACAUUGAUAUCAAGUACCAUCACAUCCGUAAUGAGGUCAAGCGCGGUGAAGUGAAGCUCAAGUACUGUGAAACUGCGGUGAUGUUAGCGGACAUCAUGACGAAGGGACUUCAUGGACCACGCCACAAGGAGAUGACGGCGACUCUCGGGAUUCGUGAGCAUUCGGAUUGA
This is a messenger RNA of Peronospora matthiolae, 3882 nucleotides long. Lineage: Eukaryota; Oomycota; Peronosporomycetes; Peronosporales; Peronosporaceae. The record is from the annotation of a GenBank genome assembly.